This is a messenger RNA of Mangifera indica (mango), 2183 nucleotides long. RefSeq names its product pentatricopeptide repeat-containing protein At2g27800, mitochondrial-like. NCBI's taxonomy places the organism in Eukaryota, Viridiplantae, Streptophyta, Magnoliopsida, Sapindales, Anacardiaceae. Bases 335 to 1699 code for a protein of 454 amino acids. Gene Ontology annotation, molecular function: protein binding. The record is from RefSeq and is a predicted model, not a curated record. The transcript is spliced from 3 exons.
UACGGGCUGAUCACCCAGAAAGCCCACGGAGAUAUGGUCCUUGCCAUUUUCGACAAGUGAUGACACGGCGCGGCCACUGCUGUCCAUGGUCUCGUAUGACCAAACUGGGGCUACGUUUGAUACCCUGAUUUUUUUUUUUCUCAGAACCUAUUUCAUCAAUGCCCUUACUCCUCAUUUUGACAACAAUUUCUGGAAUUUGACGUUUGGUUUAGCUUUCACCCAAGUGAAUUGACACUGUCCAGGCAGCUGCCUCUUCAUUUCGCACCAUUCAUCUUGAAACUACUCUGACAAAGUUACAGAUUGUGUGUUGUAUUAAUUGUUUGACAGUUUGAAGAUGAUUGUCGUUGGCAGAGAUAGGUUGAGGCGUAUUUUCUGUGAUGGGAGUUUUAACAAACAGUUAUGUUCCAUCUAUCAAUCUCGUCGACAAGAUUUUCAUUACUCUAAAAUUUUGUCCGGUUAUAAUGCAUUUCCAUCUUUUACCUCACUGAUACAAUAUCAUGUUAUGUCUUGUUUUUGGAAUCCCAUGAGCGAAACUCUAAAGCCUGUACAGUAUUUAUGCCGAACCCGGUUUAACCCACAUUCUAAAGUUUCUUCAAAUGCUAGUUUAUGUUGUUUUUACUCAACUAAAGGGCCAACAAGGUCCUUGAGGAGAAGGAUUAGUAAAAGAUCGAAAGUUAACAACAAGCGUACCCUUGAUGAAGCUCAAUUUCAAUCAGCAGUGUCUCAACUCCCUCCGAGGUUUAAUAAUGAAGAUCUGUGCAACCUUAUAACUCUUCAAGAGGACCCCUUGGUGUGUUUGGAGCUAUUCAACUGGGCAUCGCAGCAUUCCAGGUUUAGGCAUGAUUUGUCCACUUACCACAUCAUCAUAAAGAAACUUGGUGCAGCAAAAAUGUACCAAGAAAUGGAUGAUGUAGUUAAUCAAGUGCUUGCAGUUCCUUAUGUUGGUUCUGAGGCUCUUUACAAUACAAUAAUCUAUUUUUUCACAGAAGCUAGGAAGUUGACUAGAGCUGUAAAUAUAUUUAAGCAUAUGAAGAAUAGCAGGAACUUGGAAUGUAGACCUUCAAUAAGGACCUACAAUAGUCUAUUCACAGCAUUUUUGAGUAGAGGAAAAAAUUCCUAUAUAAAUCAUAUGUAUAUGGAGACGAUUAGGUGCUUGUUCAAGCAAAUGGUCAACGAUGGGAUUGAACCUGACAUUUUUUCAUUGAAUUCUAUGAUAAAAGGGUACGUGCUUUCAAAUCACGUUAAUGAUGCUCUUAGGAUAUUUCAUCAGAUGAGUGUGGUUUAUAACUGUCAGCCCAACUCAUUUUCCUAUGAUUAUUUAAUCCAUGGGCUAUGUGUCCAAAGUCGAACAAAGAAUGCUAAGGAAUUGUGUGAUGAGAUGAAGAAAAGGGGGUUUGUUCCAAGUUGUAGAUCAUAUAACUCACUUGUGAAUGCAUUGGCUCUUAAUGGGGAGGUUGAGGAGGCAGUGAAUUAUCUGUGGGAGAUGAUUGAGAAGCAGAGGUCUGUUGAUUUCAUUACAUAUAGGACAGUCUUAGAUGAGAUCUGCAGACGAAGCAGGGAUGGAGAAGCCAUGAAACUGCUGAAGGAAUUGAAAGACAAAGACUUUGUUGAUCAGGAUACUUACUCAAAGCUUCAAUGUGUUCUAAGAGAUGACUUUGCAGAUUCAAACAGGGGAAACCACUUCAGUGCCGUUACCUAAUUGUGAGAUCUACUCCAUACAGAUGACACAACAGCCAGAUUUAAAGGAGGUAAUGUCGCUCCAACUUAAUUGUUUAUGCUAUUAAACUCCCAAUUUGCAAGCAGCCAAGCAGAGUGUUGAUGGAUUGCUAUAUGUUUCACUAUGCACCCAAAAUGAAUGACAUCCACUGUGGAAGGGAAGUGCCACCAAGAACAAAAUAACAUCCCAGUGGAUGAGUUCAGGUUUUCGGUACAUGAAUUCAUAUUUAUCUGGCCCAAGUAAAACUACAUUUGCUAUUGAACUGAAAGUCUUAAGAUGCUGAUGAAGACCUGGUCAGAGAUCUACAGUGCUCGAGCCUCCUUCUCCACUUCACAGUCACCCAACUCUCUCUCCAGCCAUCAUACACAGCAAGCACAGUACAUUUCAAACAAGUCACAGAAUUGUAAACACAUACAAUUGAUAUGAAAUUCCAGUUGCAUGUAUGUAUUCAAUAAGGUUUACAAAA